AAUUUAUAGUUUUCUGUCCGCUGUUUGGUGUUUGCUUCACUGUACGUCGUUAUCCGUUCCACUGUGCACCGCAAGAGGAGGAGACCAAACAGCUGUUUUCGAUAAAAACUAUCGAUUGCUGUCGUGUAAUUGGGAAGACGUUGCUGAGAUUUUACCCAAACUUCAAUAUUUCUGCCAAAAAGUCGCGAGUUGCGGUUGCAAAUAAAUUAAUUUAGGUAAUUAACCAAGGGGCUUACGACUCCGUGGGACUGCGGCAUCGGCAAGAAGAAGCAUAGCUGGGCGAGAGAAGAGCAAAAGCAGCGAGAGACACAGCACGCACACAGCCACACAAAUUACGUGCAGAGCGCAAUCUAUUCCCCUAUUUUCCACUGAAAAUACGCGCACGGCAGGCGGAAAAGCAGCCUAAUUGCGACGCAUUUCGCACUGCAAAGGUGAAUCCGAGCAACGAACUUCAAGGCAACCCCAGCUGAGCAACACAGACAGCAGCCAUAACAAUAACUUUGCAGAUCGGAAGAGCAGCAAGAAGAAGCAGAGAGGAGCACUGAAGCGGCCAGCUGAGAAGUAAAGGAAGGAGGAAAUACACGGAGGAGGAGUAGCGGAGCAGAGGAAGAGAAGGAGGCGAGGGAGGAGCAGCAGCCACCAUGAGCAUGGUGCGGCGGAUCAUCCUGCUGGGCCCCAAAUACAGUAUCUGGUCGAAGGGAAGCGCAGUCGGUCAGACACAGAGAACAGCAAGAUGUGUCAUCCUGGGCACUUCAAACUCGGAGGUCAGCAUCUGGGGUGUGCGACGCUUUCACCUGGCCACUUCGAACUGUGCCAUCAGCCGACUGGUAAGGCUAGAGCCUGCGGUGGCGAUACCCGCCUACAUUGACAUCACGAACGCCACCACACGAUCCACUGAUGAUAUGGGAGACGGAGCCAGCGGCAGUGGGAGCGCCACAGGAAGCGAUAGCAGUACCAGUGCGUCUGGUGGUGGUUCCAACAAAAGUCCUAGUGGAUCGGGGUCCGGAGCGAGCACGACUAACAGCGGAGAUCCACCUGGAGGUGGUAGUGACAAGUUCCUGUCGUGCCCCAAGUGCGGCAGUGCGUGCACUCAGGUCGAGACGUUCGUUAGUUCGACGCGGUUCGUAAAGUGCGCCAAGUGCAACUACUUCUUCGUUGUGCUCUCCGAGGUCGAGACCAAGCAGCGCACCAAGGAUGAACCCAAGAACCACCGCAAACCGCCACCGCCGCCCCAGAAGAUCAUGGAGUACUUGGACAAGCAUGUGGUGGGGCAGGAUUUUGCCAAGAAAGUGCUAGCGGUCGCCGUCUAUAACCAUUACAAGCGCAUCCAUCACAACCUGCCCCAGUUGAAUCAGCAGGGAAGCGGUGCGUCUGGUGGCUCCGGCGGUGGAGGUCUGGAUGGUAUUCCCCGACCCGACCUGCUGCACAUCACCGGAAUCGGUCACACGCUGAACAGUACACCCGGCAGUGAGUUGCCUCCCAAGGCGCCCGCCCAAAUGGGCUUGGGCGGCGGCAUGGGUGGUCCCGGACUGGGCAGCGGAUUAAGUGGAUCCUCAUCCAGUAACUCGCGAGGAGGCGGCGGCGACAACCGUCCCGGCUCCGAGAUCCUGGAUCGUCAGUCCAAUGAUGUUAAGCUGGAAAAGAGCAACAUUAUCAUGCUGGGCCCAACGGGAUCUGGCAAAACUCUGAUAGCUCAGACGAUCGCCCGCUGUCUGGACGUGCCCUUUGCCAUCUGUGACUGCACCACGCUGACACAGGCCGGCUACGUGGGCGAAGACAUCGAGAGUGUCAUCUCUAAGCUACUGCAGGACGCCAACUAUAAUGUGGAGCGUGCCCAAACGGGCAUCGUCUUCCUGGACGAGGUGGAUAAGAUCGGUGCUGUUCCUGGAAUCCACCAACUGCGUGACGUCGGUGGCGAGGGUGUCCAGCAGGGCAUGCUCAAGAUGCUCGAGGGCACAGUGGUCAAUGUGCCAGAGCGCAACUCGCCGCGCAAGUUGCGAGGGGAGACCGUCCAGGUAGACACCACAAACAUUCUGUUUGUGGCCUCCGGCGCGUACACAGGACUGGAUAGGCUUAUCGCGCGUCGUCUUAACGAGAAGUAUUUGGGUUUUGGCAUGCCCUCAACUAGCGGAUCUGGUCGUCGAGCAGCUCAGGCAGUCGCCAGUCCCAUGGACAACGAUCAGGAGGAGCGUGAUAAAUGCCUGACCAAGGUGCAGGCUCGUGAUCUCGUUGAGUUUGGCAUGAUACCGGAAUUCGUUGGCCGUUUCCCGGUAAUUGUACCCUUCCAUAGUUUGAACAUUAGCAUGCUGGUCCGUAUCCUGACGGAGCCGCGCAAUGCCCUGGUGCCACAGUACAAGGCACUGCUCGGUCUCGACGAUGUGGACCUUACCUUCACAGAGGAUGCGGUCAAGUCGAUAGCCCAGCUGGCGAUGGAGAGGCAUACAGGAGCACGCGGUCUGCGCUCCAUAAUGGAGCAACUACUUCUGGAUCCAAUGUUCAUAGUGCCGGGAUCAGACAUUCGAGGUGUUCACAUAACCGCCGAUUACGUUCAGGGCACAUCAACGCCCGAGUACAGCCGCGAAGCGGACGCCCCGGCAUCUGGGACCGUUACCGCUGACACGGAGACCACAAACGAUAAUGAUAAGAACUUUGAGGAUAGUGAGAAAUUUGGUUUGACUGAUAACUUGGUUGGUUCGUCGUAGCUCCCCUCAAGCCCCAUCAAUCUGUAAAAUAUGCCCGAUGAGGAAUGAAUGAAAGAAAGCUCCCCGUGUAUUUUUGUGUAUGCAACAUCCUCAAACCUAUAUGCAUCUGUGAUUCAUAAUCGACGAGCAGCGCAAUCUUUUUAGCCCAACACAGUAGUAAGCAGAGUGACCAAUCCUAAAGAGUUGGUUCCAUUUAAUAAAAGCCACAUGUUUUUUUUUUAAAUACCCAAUA
Molecule: messenger RNA, 2934 nt
Organism: Drosophila serrata
Lineage: Eukaryota; Metazoa; Arthropoda; Insecta; Diptera; Drosophilidae
Gene: ClpX
Product: Caseinolytic protease chaperone subunit
Biological process (GO): protein folding
Cellular component (GO): mitochondrial matrix
Molecular function (GO): zinc ion binding; ATP-dependent protein folding chaperone; protein dimerization activity
Source: RefSeq, a predicted model, not a curated record